AUCUUACCAAAGUAAACAAAUCGAGAUUCUCUUUUCUACGAAUUAAUGCCUUCAAAAUCCUAAAAUUUUGGUUAGAAAUUUUAUUUUUUCAAAAAUCUCAAUAGUAAUACAAAGAACCAUAAAGUUCGUGUUUUAGUGAGCAUAUUGUGUUACUGGGAUAACUCACAAUGUCCAUUGGCGUUCCUAUCAAAGUUCUGCACGAAGCAGAGGGCCAUAUUGUUACUUGCGAGACAAUUACCGGCGAAGUAUAUAGGGGCAAACUGAUCGAAGCGGAAGAUAAUAUGAAUUGUCAAAUGACACAGCUAGCCGUGACCUAUCGUGAUGGCAGAACGGCUAAUUUAGAAAACGUAUAUAUUCGUGGAUCUAAAAUUCGUUUUCUAAUACUCCCUGAUAUGCUGAAAAAUGCUCCAAUGUUCAAGAAACAAGGAGCAAAGUCUGGUACGGCUGGACGAGGAAAAUCUGGAAUAUUGCGAGCUCAAGCGGCGCGUGGUCGUGGUCGGGGCAGUGGUGGAGGUGGAGGUGGAGGUGGAGGUGGCAAUGUAGGAAAUCGUCCCCCAGGAAAAGGAAAUUGGCAAGGACAAGGCCCAUCUGGUGGCAGAGGAAGAGGCGGAUUAUAGACAAGCCAACACAAAUCUGAAUUAUGAUAUAAGACAAUUUCAUUUCAUUUCGAUUCAUAUGUAAUAAACACUGAUAUAUGGUUUCCGAAGUUUUCACUACUGGAAAUAAUAAAUGAGACGAUAAAAUUGCACGGCAAAAUAAUUGCCGAGACUUACACCGCCGAGUAUUCGGUAAUUUGGCAAACGUCAGUUAUUACAGAAAUUGUCAGUAAAAAGUUUACUGAAUGUUCGGCAAAAGCAACGAAGUGAAAUUUAUGAAUUGCUGAGCCUGAGAAUUCGUUUUUUGCCUUUUUCUUUUUUGUAUAUGACAUAAGUAUGUGACAUUUGUUGCAUUUACUUUUCUCAGGGAUGGCUGAACC
Molecule: messenger RNA, 976 nt
Organism: Malaya genurostris
Lineage: Eukaryota; Metazoa; Arthropoda; Insecta; Diptera; Culicidae
Product: small nuclear ribonucleoprotein Sm D3-like
Exons: 2
Coding region: 168-617 (149 amino acids)
Biological process (GO): RNA processing; spliceosomal snRNP assembly
Cellular component (GO): U1 snRNP; pICln-Sm protein complex; commitment complex
Molecular function (GO): RNA binding
Source: RefSeq, a predicted model, not a curated record